Cyclocybe aegerita is the source of this 2727-nucleotide messenger RNA. Lineage: Eukaryota; Fungi; Basidiomycota; Agaricomycetes; Agaricales; Hemipholiotaceae. The record is from the annotation of a GenBank genome assembly.
AUGGAGACCAGCGCUAGUCGCGCUAUACCUUUGCAGCGCAAUUCAAUACAUACCAGCCUGACUUGCAUUUGCAUUUACUUCGACACCAGCCAUCGACUUGUCCUCGACCACGACGCGGCGCGUUGCCCUCUUGCUACAUCUCUUUACGCUACUCCCUCGACCGUACAUCUAAGAAACUCUAUGACUGCAGUCGACCAUCCCACAACAUCAUGGCAGGCGAUGCAAGAAGGCAACGUCUUCUACAGACGACAACCAUGUUACUCAAUACCAGGCAAGCUCCCAGAGCUCGGAGACUAUGUCAUUGCUGGAUGUAGGUAUGGAGGCCCUAUAGCUUUAAUGCGGGAUCAUACGAGACUGCUAGCUUUGGGACGCUCAACCCCGGCAGUUACCAAGGCCCAACUCCACGUCUACUCUCCUGCAGGGGAGGGCCUCCUUCUCUUUAGUUGGGAUCAAGGCAGAAUCAUUCGAUUUGGAUGGACUAUUGACGAGAAAUUGGCCGUUCUGAACGAAGAGGGCGUCUACCGACUAUACGACCUUCAAGGCGACUACCAGCAAUUCUCUUUGGGAGCCGAAGCAGCCGAGCUUGGGAUCAUCGAUGCGAAGAUUCACGACAAAGGAUUGGUAGCGCUGACCAGUUCGCUCACACUUCUCGAAGUCAAAGGCUGGGAUGGUGCUCGGCCUAUGGCCUUAGCAAAUCCCAACUUGUCCGAGCCUCCCCAUGCAUGGGCUAUAAUUCCCCCGGAUCUAAACAUAUCGCGACAUGUCGAAGUCCUUCUUUCAGUUGAUGCCACCAUCCACAGUGUCGACAACUUGGAGAGUGUCGACCAACGCCUUUCUCGAGGACCCUUUACUCACGUUUCUCCUUCGCCGAAUGGCAAGGCAUUGGCGCUUCUUACAUUCAAUGGCACACUCUGGGCCGUAUCAGCCGACUUUCAACGAAGUAUGGCAGAGUUCGAUACAUCCAGUGUUUCGGGCGCGGAGGGGCCAGUCCGGCAAGUGGAAUGGUGUGGCAACGACGCGAUUCUAGUCACCUGGGACUCGCUUGUCGUUCUCGUUGGUCCGUUUGGUGAUACUUUACACUAUCCCUAUUCCGGUAUUCCCUUCGCGAUAACUGAAAUGGAUGGAGUGCGUAUCAUAGGGCAAGAUGUCUGUGAUCUUAUCCAGAAAGUUCCCGCGUCCACGUUAUCUGUGUUCAGACCAGGAUCAACAUCUCCGGCAGCCAUUUUGUUUGAUGCUUGGGAAAGCUUUACGAGAAAAUCACCGAAAGCUGACGAAAGCAUCCGCAGUAUCCGACCAGAACUUGCAAAGGCCGUCGACGAAUGUAUCGACGCUGCUGGUCAGGAAUGGGAACCCCACUGGCAGCGACGCCUCCUCAACGCUGCCAAGUUUGGUCGCGGAUUUUUGGACUUCCAUAACCCAACGGACUUUGUUCACAUGGGGCAGACCCUGAAAGUUCUGAAUGCGGUCCGAUACUACGAAGUCGGCAUACCCCUUACUUACUCUCAGUAUAACUAUGCUUCUCCUUCUCACCUUAUCUCUCGGCUCACCUCACGAAAUCUGCACCUACUCGCCCUUCGGAUUUCUGAAUUUCUGGGGCUUAAACCUGACGUCGUCCUCAAACACUGGGCGUGCGCGAAGAUAUUAAAAUCCCGCCCAAUCCCCACGGGAUCGGGCAAAGACGCCGAGCUCAGUGGGGAUGAUGAAAUAUGCCGCAUGAUCGUCGAAAAAUUCGAAGAGUUAGGUGGCGCUGAUGUGAGCUACGCCGAGAUCGCCAGAAAGGCUUGGGAAGUUGGAAGAGGUGGUCUGGCGACCAAGCUACUCGAUCAUGAACCAAAAGGCUCCGAUCAAGUUCCUUUGUUGCUUGCUAUGAAGGAAGAUAAGUUGGCAUUGGUCAAAGCAGUCGACAGUGGGGAUACUGAUCUUGUCUACCAUGUUCUGUUGCAUCUACACAAACGACUCCCCCUGGGUUCCUUUUUCCAUCUACUCGAGGAUGGAGGUAAAACGCUCGCCCCGGCCUCCAGGCUGCUGGAAGUCUAUGCACGAGAACAGAACAGAGAAAUGCUACGCGACUUCUACUAUUCCGAUGACCGGCGUGUUGAGAGUGCAGUGUUGUCGUUGGAUGAAGCAUCCCGUCUAAUGGACCAAUCAUCGAAGAUUUCGGCCGUGAAAACAGCUCAGAAGUUCUUCUCGGAAGACAAAGACCGCUCCUUCGAAGCGAGAAUCACGGAUGAAAAUGCCCGCUUGCUCACAUUCCAACAACAACUCGAGAGCGAAACGGAUAACAAAAUUAAGUUCUUCGGCUUGAGUGUCAAUGAAACGAUGCGUGUCUGCCUGCUCAACGGGCUUUCAAAGCGAGCGGACAAGAUCAAGUCGGAGUUCAAGGUGCCGGACAAACGUUUCUGGUACAUCAAGUUGUAUGCGCUCACAGAAUUGCGGGAUUUCGAAAGCCUGGAGGUUUUUGCGAAGUCCAAGAGAAGUCCAAUAGGAUACGAGGUGUUCGUGCACCACCUCGUAGAGAAGGGACACACCAAGGAGGCCAGUGCCUACGUUGGCAAGUGCGAUUCACCAAAGCGGGCUGACCUCUAUGUCGAGUGUGGGGAAUGGCGUUUGGCCGCCAGAGAGUGCAAAGACCGCAACGAUAAAGCGAAGCUCGAGGAGCUGAAGAGCAAGUGCCCAAAUUCGAUGAUUGCCAGAGAACUGGAUCAGAUAGCUUCGACAAUGAAGUGA